GCCGAAGGCCUUCACUCCCUCCAGGCAAUCCCAAUCUAAACGUUCGCUUCACGGCUUUAAUUUGUGCCGCACUCCCUUCCUCGCACUGUGCAGCCUUGAGCCUCUUUCUCGCCCAUUCCUUCUCUCCAUUGAGGUGUGACCUGCUGGAUUGCGCUCUUUGGACUCUGCUUUAGGCUUCUGUUUUCGGCGCGGAGUCGACUCGACUUCGAAGAUAGGCGGCGGAGGAGGAGUUUUUAUGUGGAGUGAAUUGGUGUCUGUUCCGGCUCCCAGAUCCAUUGAUUGCUACCAAGGAAGAAGAAAUGGGUCAGCAACCUGUUGUCCAACAGGCGGAUACCACUUGUGGAUCGCUGCUUCGUGAACUCCAGCACAUCUGGGAUGAGGUAGGGGAAAGCGACUCCGACAGAGAUAAAAUGCUCUUGCAGCUGGAACAGGAAUGCCUGGAGGUGUACAGGCGCAAAGUGGAUAAUGCCAGCCAAAAUCGCGCACGUCUGCACGAAUCCCUUGCCAAUGCCGAAGUAGAAUUCGCUGCAUUAUUCUCCGCUCUCGGGGAGCCCACACUCAGUCAGCGAGAGAGGCGUUCUGGAACUCUUAAAGAGCAAGUUGAUGCAAUCAAACCCCACCUAGACGAAUUACGCAGGAGGAAGGACGAACGUGCGAGACAAUUUCUUCAAGUGAAGUCGCAGAUUGUUAGUAUUUGUACCGAAAUUGCAGGAUCGGAUUAUGGACAUAUGUUCUCCAAUGAAGAGCCAGAUCUUUCUCUCAGAAGACUUGAGGAAUACCAGGCACAGUUAGUAACUUUUCAGAAAGGGAAGAGUGAAAGGGUGCAUAAGGUUCUGGAGUACGUGAACUUGAUCCAUCAGUAUUCCGUCGUUAUGGGGAUGGACUUCUUUCAACUUAUUUCCGAGGUUCACCCCAGUCUCGACGACACGAAGGGGCUUCCUAAAAGUAUUAGCAACGAUACUCUAGACCUUCUUGUGAAGACUAUACAAUCCCUGGAAGAUGAAAAGAAACGACGGGCUAGAAAGCUUAAAGACCUCGGUGUGAUAAUGCUAGAUUUGUGGAAAUUAAUGGAAAUUCCAUCCCGUGAGCAAGUAGCAUUUGAAAAUGCCGUUCGCAAUAUCGAAGCUGAUGAAGACGACAUUACCACUCCCGGUUGUCUUUCAAUGGAAUUUCUCGGACAGGCGGAGGUUGAGGUUGACAGGUUGCAGCUUCUGAAGAUCAGCAAGAUGAAAGAGAUUGUUCUGAAGAAGCGUUUGGAACUGGAAGAAGUGUGUCGCAAUGCUCAUUUGGAGCCUGAUGUGAAUACGUCCGAAGACAGGCUUGUAGCUUUGAUUGAAUCAGGCAUGGUUGAUGCUGCAGAUCUUCUUACUAGCCUCGAGGCUGAGAUCAGCCGUGCCAAGGAAGAAGUGGCCAGCAGGAAAGACAUCAUGUCGCUUAUGGAGAAAUGGAUGUCAGCUUGUGAGGAGGAAGCAUGGCUCGAAGAUUACAACAAGGAUGAGAACCGGUUUGCCAGUAAAGGUGCACAUCUGAACUUGAAACGAGCAGAGAAGGCUCGCGCAGCGAUUGCCAAACUUCCAGCCUUGGUGGAUACUCUAACACAAAGGACCAGAGUUUGGGAAGAAGAAAGGAAUGUUCCUUUCAUGUUUGAUGGGGUGCGGCUGCUUGCGAUGCUGAGCGAGUAUAAUCAUCUCAGAGAAGAGAAAGAAGAGGAGAAACGACGGCUGAGGGACCAGAGAAAACUUCACGAACAGUUAUUGAAUGAAAAGGAGAGUUUGUUCGGUUCCAAGCCGAGUCCUAGCAAAAAUGCCCUUAACCUUAGAAGAGCUGGAGUUGGAUCAAGAGCCAGCAGUAUCGGUGGGGGCCAGCAAACUGUACCAAACAGACGGCUAUCGCUUGGCAAUGCAAUAAUGCAUCCAGGUACACCAGAAUCUACUCGAAUUGGAGGAUGUACAAGGCAGGGAUUCUCAGGUAACAAAGAGGUUAAGCCAUCGCGUUCGAGACCAGCUGCUCCGUCCAACUACGUCGCAAUCCAAAAGGACGAUAAUACCUCUGCAGGUGGCAAGCAUGGAGUGUCUGCUCGUAGUCAGCCCCAGGCCCAAGAUACCGUAGCUCGUCAACCGCUGGGUCCUGUUCCUCCUACGGCAGCAUUACAGCAACUACAUGUCGACGAUGCUGGCAACCGGGCGGCUUCGGUGGCAAACAAAACAGGUGUCUCGUCUGCUGCCCACCUAAAGAGUCCCCUGAAGGUCACCCUAAUAAGUCCUCAUGUUGGAGAUGUUGAGAACACUAUCCCCCGUGUGCAGCCGGCUCUUGAAUUCUCGUUUGAGGAACGCAGAGUCAGCAACGCUUCCUGCGGUGAUUUGCAGAAUGGAUUUUGGAAAAGCAUGAACAGCUGAGACCCGCGUGAACUACUUUUUGUCUCAUUGUACUUUAGCCGUUCAUAUUAAUACGUUCGUUGGGCCAUGUAUGCCAGUCUCCUCAACUGGGUGCAGUUAGAGAGGUUGCCGUCCUGGAAUAACAAUAUGCCUAGAAUGCAAUGUUGCGUGAGCCAGCAGGGAGACCGAGUAUCAGCCUUUUGAGAAAUUAGAUCUGCGGGCAUUUCUUAUUAGUGCCGCGCCAAUCGCACGUUGGCUACGCAUUGAAGAAUGUUGCUGUUGUACACAUACAUUUAAGAGCUAAACUAUUACACUAAAUCCAAGUUUUCUACCAUACGAAUAAGUGUGCCAAUUUUCA
Physcomitrium patens is the source of this 2733-nucleotide messenger RNA. Its product is annotated as 65-kDa microtubule-associated protein 1. Lineage: Eukaryota; Viridiplantae; Streptophyta; Bryopsida; Funariales; Funariaceae. The record is from RefSeq and is a predicted model, not a curated record. Gene Ontology annotation, molecular function: microtubule binding. Gene Ontology annotation, biological process: microtubule cytoskeleton organization. Gene Ontology annotation, cellular component: spindle; cytoplasm.